AUGGCACAGCCAAAUACGAACAAGCGCGUCUGUUUGUUUCCCACGCACGGAAGUCGCCCACAGCAGUGCGCCACCGCCAGGGUUGCCAUCGGCGGAACAGUCCCCAAGAACAUCAUGCCAACCUCCGCCCGCAAGAGUAGUCUAGGCGGCGCCAGACGCGGUCCCCAGAAGGCUCAUAUCCCCUAUCGUGGCGACAACCCCGAAGUUGGCAAGAAGACCGGCAUUGCCGUACAGCACGUUGAGCCCAAGUCGGAUGGAUUUGAGCCGUUUGAGGAGGUCAUCCAACAGGCGGACGGACGAACACCCCCUCGACCUAAACGACGGAAGAAGAGCACAGCUACACCCCGUCGAGACGAUUACUACGAGGACGAGGACGGAGAGCAGUCUAUGGAUGUGGACAGUCCUGUUCAGCACCUCAUAAACAUGAGACCACCCUCUACGCCUACCACAGCUGGGCGAAAUCGUUCGUCAGGACGACCUGUGGCACGCACCUCAGAAGUCGACUUCGACGAGAUUCCUUCGCCGCGACCACUUGCUUCCUCUCAAAGGACAAUGAAAAAUGGUGGCCCAGGACCCUCCAACCUCUCAAGAUCGACACGCGCUCGUGAGCCCGAGUCGGAAUCUGAGUCGCCGGAUGAAGGCCCAGGGGACUAUGGAGGCGGAGACUACGGAGACUUCGACGACUAUGGACCUCAGGAGAACUCUCCUGAGCAGCAAUCACCCAGAAGAACGAGUUUCGGUCAGAUAGAGGAAGACGACGAAGAACCGGAGGAAGAGGAACCAAAGCAAACACCGAAAGGUAAAGGGCGACACGAUAAGGGCAAGAGACGAGCGGAGAGAGAACCUUCGGAGGAGCAUGAAGAAGAGGAAGUAGAAGAUGAAAUUGCACAGGGAUUGGAGGAUGUGGGCUUGGGAGCUGACACUGACGAGGAAGAAGAGACAACACCAAAGCCACCGCCCAGGAAGGUAAAGGUAGACGAGAAACCGAAGAGGACAUCUCCCCGUAAAACCCAGAGUCAAUCCAAGAAGGAGAACAAGCCGAUCAGAGAGGGUGUGCGGAGAAGCCGAAGAGAGCAUAUUCCUCCCCUCGAAUACUGGCGCGGGGAAAGAUAUAUCUAUGGCCGAUCUACAAACUCAGGGGCUAUCCUCGUUCCCCAGAUCAAGGAGAUUGUCCGAAUACCCAAGGAGCCUCCAAUCAGUCUAGGCACGAAGCGGAAACGUGGGUCGACUCGUCCAAGGAGUAAGAGCAGAGGGCGUGAUCAUUCCGAGGAUCACAUCCCCCCUGCUCUUCCUGUCGCCAACCCAGAGGAGGGGUGGGACGACGACACUCAGGCGAAGUGCAUGGUCCUUCAUUACACUUCGAAGGAGGAGAUCGAAAGACGAAUUGCUUGGACGGCGAAGAUGGUUGAACCGCGAAUGGCAGCGAAUAACAAUUGGUCGUUCGAUAAAAUCUUCGGAGACGACGAGUUUAUCGCUGCCGGUCAGCUCAUUAUCCCACCUCGCGGCCGUAAGCCAAGUAAAGCGGCGAAAGACAACACAUAUAUAUUCUACGUCAUCGAAGGUGCGGUUAACUUGAAGAUCCACGAAACAUCCAUGAUCCUUGCAACGGGUGGAAUGUUUAUGGUUCCUCGAGGCAAUACAUACUUCAUCGAGAAUAUCUGUCAGCGAGAUGCCAAGCUAUUCUUCACACAAGCACGCAAAGUCGAAAUGAACGCCGAGGAGCUGGCGGCGAAGCAGCACCAUGUUGCCGAGACACAGAAACGCCAGAACGCCAUCGAGACGCAAAGGCGCAAGUCAGCUGUUCGCUCAUCAAGUGUGGGUGCAAACGUGUCGGUUGCACGCACACCUCCGUCGCAGCCACUUGGACGAGCAGCAUCGAUGGCAGCUUUCCCUACUUCGAGGAAGCCUUGA
Messenger RNA from Cyclocybe aegerita, 1911 nucleotides. Lineage: Eukaryota; Fungi; Basidiomycota; Agaricomycetes; Agaricales; Hemipholiotaceae. The record is from the annotation of a GenBank genome assembly.